AUGGGGGCAAAGGACCUGCUAGCGCCGUUUUCGUUGCGAGACCACGUGGGCAACUUGCUACAGCAGCCGUUGCCCACACGAGGGGAAGGGAUCAAGGACUAUGCCAGGGAGUGCUCCAUCGGCCCGCUUCCUGUGCCGCCAACCCACUUAAGGGAGACUCCGUCAGAAAUGCACGGCGCUUUUGCCUACACGGAGCAGCUCCGCAAGGGAGUGUUGGCUCAGCAGGCUUCAGAGCAAUGGCGUGGUUUCCCAAAAAAUGACCAGACAGAUUUCAAUGAAGCACGAGUACAUAUGGGACAUAUGAUGCGCAAGUGA
This is a messenger RNA of Symbiodinium natans, 315 nucleotides long. NCBI's taxonomy places the organism in Eukaryota, Dinophyceae, Suessiales, Symbiodiniaceae. The record is from the annotation of a GenBank genome assembly.